AUGGAUGCUGCAGAAGACCGGGACUUGAAGCUCCAGCGGGCUUCUAGUGAUCUGGUGACAGAGUUCUCCGCCAAGCUGCCAACGCUGCUUUGGAGGUCUCAACCUGGAACCCCUCUCCGUACCCCACGCAAAUGGGUACAAGUGUCCAAGACAGAGAAGCUCGUCGCACUUCUCGAGCCUUUUCAAGAGUGGCCUCAGCUCCUGGAUCCGCAUCUGCAGAAGCUGCUGCCAACAUUGGUGGAUGCGUUCCUCGCGUAUUUAGUGAAGCAUCGCGGGCAGUAUGGCGUUCAGCCCACAAAAGGUUCACAGAAUGGUGCUCUCUAUCCUAUUCCGAGAGCUAUUUGCAGAUUGCUUUACACUUUCUGCAAAGUCCGUGGCGUCAAAGUCAUCAGUCGAUUCUUGAAUAAUGAGCCCAAAUACCUGGAGUUAAUGCUGCGGGCUUUCGUUGAAUGGGAUGCUCUAGGUCAGAAAGACUCUAUCGAGGAUAUUACAGGCCCCGAGCUACAGAGAAUGCAAUGGGAAGAGCGGUAUGUUAUGUUAGUCUGGCUGUCGCAUCUUCUCCUGGCCCCGUUUGACUUGGCCUCAUUGUCAUCUGAUGAUAUCCCUGUCCCCUAUGACAACCUGAAACAGCUGGGUGAGAUUUCUUCUCAAACACCGAUGGUUGCGAAAUCGCUGCUUUCGCUGGCUCUUCAUUAUAUCAACGCUUCUGGUAAGGAGCGCGAGGCAGCUACCGCUCUUCUUUCACGACUCGUCUUGCGUGGAGACAUGCAAGCGCUUGGUCUUCUAACGGGUCUGACGAGUUGGGCCUUUGCUAAGGCCAAUCCUGUCGAGGGCACGGAAAUGCCUACUGUCUACUCGUGCAUUGGGAUUCUUUCGUUCAUCGCUCGCCUGGCGGGGUCCGGCCAUGUCGAAGAUUUUGCUCCCUUGCUGAAAAAUGUGUUUGAUCAAACUCUACAUAUCGUGCAAGGUAACUCGGAGGUAUCUGCAACCAUGCAAUCCUCUGCACUGGCUAGAAAAACUGUUGUCAAGAUCCUUCGCAAUAUCACAGUCAUGGCUUUGUCUCUGAGUGAGAGAGAAGACAGUUGCAUCACCGACGACCAGCUGUCAAGCAUCCUGGAAGAAGCAAUUGACCAUUUUCUGGUUGCUCUGGCAGAUAAGGACACCCCGGUGCGGUUUGCUGCCAGUAAGGCACUCAGCGUUAUCACCUUUAAGCUUGACCCGGAGAUGGGUGCGGAGAUUAUUGAGGCAGUCAUUAGCUCAUUGGGGGAGAACAUACUUUUUGAAAAAGACGACGGCACUUUGAUAACGCCGUUUGAAGCACGGAAUGCUGGCAUUCGGUUGCUCAAACGUAAUUUAAGCGCCGUUGAUGCCCAGCGGUGGCAGGGUCUGAUGCUCACGCUCUCCCAUUUGCUGUUUCGUCGCGCACCCCCAACUCAGCAAUUGCCUGACAUUCUUCAAUCACUGGUCUCAGGCCUUGAUUUUGAGCAGAGAUCAUCGACUGGUAGUUCUGUGGGAACGGGCGUUCGGGACGCUGCAUGCUUCGGCAUCUGGGCUUUGUCUCGAAAAUAUGCAACCGCAGAACUGCAAGCCUUGCAGCGCCAGACUAUCCCUGCGAUAUCUGGAAUUGCCGAGGUCGAUGUCUUACAGAAGCUUGCCGUCGAACUUGUCUGCUCAGCCUGCGUUGACCCGUCAGGAAAUAUUCGCCGCGGAGCCUCUGCAGCUCUGCAGGAGCUGAUUGGUCGUCACCCCAAUAUUAUCACUGAAGGAAUCCCUCUUGUUCAGGUCGUGGAUUAUCAUGCGGUUGCGCGGCGGUCCCGUGCAAUGAUUGAGGUGGCCAAGGCUACCGCUUCUCUGGACCCAGUGUAUUGGAGCCCGUUGAUAGAAGCCCUCAUCCAAUGGCGGGGCAUUGGCUCUCCAGAUGCCGAGUCUAGGAGACAAGCAGCACGGGCCAUUGGUGUUCUGAGCACGCAGCAGAAUUUCAAGACUAUCAAAGUGGUACUGGAAAGAUUGCUGCGCAAGCUCCCUCGUAUACCUCGAAGUGAUGUCGAGUCACGACACGGGUGCUUCCUGUCAAUUGCUGCCACAAUAGAUGCUUACACUCAUGAGUGGGAAGUCUCAACAGAAGCGCGAGAUACUCUGGAGGCAAAGGAGGUUUUAUCCCAGAUCGCCAAGUUGUGGGAUAUGUUCGAAUCGCCAUCAAGUCCCACCGAUAGGGACUUGACUUCGCAAAAUUCUCGUCCGGAGUUGACCUCGGAGGCAUCUGCUUGUUUGAUUUCGUCUCUCUCUCGUUCGACCAGAACUGUGGGAUUAUCUCCUCCCUUGGAGACAUUGCUCGACCGUGUACUCCAUAUCCUUUCGCUCUGUGUCUCUCGAAGUGAUGAUAUAUCCAUCGAAAGCUCAUCCACGGCCCUGUCCACGUUGUUCCCACUUCUAUCGCUAGCGAAACAGCGAGCAACUGUGGAGACCUGGAUUUCUCAUUUGCACACCUCGUCAAAGCUACCUAGUGGUCGUGGUCAAAUUCUAGCUCUUGGGGCGGUCUACAAGCAGCUUGAGAGGCAAAAGACCCUGCAAGAAGGCAUCGUAACGGAAUUGCUUCGCUGCGCAGGAAAGGAAGAGCUCAUUGAGAAACGAGUGGCUGCUGUGAAAUGCUUGUCAACGAGCAUUUUGCCAUACACUGCCGCGGUGGAUACGAUUGCUAAUAGCGUGCUCAACUUCCUCAACGAUUAUACCACGGAUAGACGAGGUGAUAUCGGAUCCCUUAUUCGUGUGGAAGCAGUACAGGCCGCCAGUAUCCUGUUGAAGCCAGAUUCGCACCUGCCACCAAGCUCGCCAGUCGUGCGAAGCCUGCUUGGUUGUCUUUGCCGCUUAGCAUCCGAGAAACUCGACAAGGUCAGGUUGCAAGCUUGGAUUUGUUUGCAAGUCUACUGGGAAUCCAUGCCGGUAGACUUCCCUCCGAUGCAAAGUAAAUAUGAGCACUUCAGCAAUGUAUCCUCACAAGGGUACUUUGAUCAACUACUCACUCUGUACUCCAUCGAGUGGCUGCGCCAACCAUUGCUACAGGGUCUAGCGACCUCGGCAACUGCAGGUGCCGAAGGUCUUGUGCGCUCAUCACGUUCAGCUCUAAUUCAGUUCCUCAACGCACGAGAACCUCCUCAGCGCCAGGCAGUCCUGAUCGAAAUCUUGCAGGACCUAUCGGCUGUUCUCAGUGCCAAUCUUCCCGAUGAUCGCUACGCGAUCCCAGUCAUCGACCUUGUGGCGUUCCUGAUAGACAGUUUUGUAGUUCCCAACCAAGGAGACUCGGACCCUACUUUCCGGAAAGUAUUCGCCUUGGUGCAAACGGCCCAUUUCCGUUCAUCUAGCAUCCAACGUUUGGAAUCUGCCGUUAAGGUCUAUGCAGCAUUGUCGAGGCUGGACUCAUUGCGAAAUGAUAUAUUGAAGAAGAUGACCGGGCUGCUCCUCCAUCCGUUCCCAAGGGUCCGAGCAAGUGCCGCAGAUUAUCUGUACGUUGUACUCGAGUCGGAGACGGUCAAGUAUGAGGACUGGUCCGCGCAGCCAAAGGAAUUGAAGGUGAAGGUGGAGGAGCUGAGGGGGGUUGUGGUGCCGACAACUUAG
Messenger RNA from Penicillium daleae, 3612 nucleotides. Its product is annotated as tubulin-specific chaperone D. Gene Ontology annotation, molecular function: GTPase activator activity; beta-tubulin binding. The transcript is spliced from 5 exons. The coding region runs from base 1 to 3612 and encodes 1203 amino acids. Gene Ontology annotation, biological process: microtubule cytoskeleton organization; post-chaperonin tubulin folding pathway; tubulin complex assembly. The record is from RefSeq and is a predicted model, not a curated record. NCBI's taxonomy places the organism in Eukaryota, Fungi, Ascomycota, Eurotiomycetes, Eurotiales, Aspergillaceae.